AUGAAGAGGAGCAGAGGAGAUCUACCAGUAGACGGUGAAACAGAGGAUGAAGAGGAGCAGAGAGGAGAUCUACCAGUAGACAGUGAAACAGAGGAUGAAGAGCAGCAGAGAGAUCUACUAGUAGACGGUGAAACAGAGGAUGAAGAGGAGCAGAGAGGAGAUCUACCAGUAGACGGUGAAACAGAGGAUGAAGAGGAGCAGAGAGAUCUACCAGUAGACGGUGAAACAGAGGAUGAAGAGGAGCAGAGAGGAGAUCUACCAGUAGACGGUGAAACAGAGGAUGAAGAGGAGCAGAGAGGAGAUCUACCAGUAGACGGUGAAACAGAGGAUGAAGAGGAGCAGAGAGGAGAUCUACCAGUAGACGGUGAAACAGAGGAUGAAGAGGAGCAGAGAGGAGAUCUACCAGUAGACGGUGAAACAGAGGAUGAAGAGCAGCAGAGAGAUCUACCAGUAGACAGUGAAACAGAGGAUGAAGAGGAGCAGAGAGGAGAUCUACCAGUAGACAGUGAAACAGAGGAUGAAGAGCAGCAGAGAGGAGAUCUACCAGUAGACGGUGAAACAGAGGAUGAAGAGCAGCAGAGAGAUCUACCAGUAGACAGUGAAACAGAGGAUGAAGAGCAGCAGAGAGGAGAUCUACCAGUAGACAGUGAAACAGAGGAUGAAGAGGAGCAGAGAGGAGAUCUACCAGUAGACGGUGAAACAGAGGAUGAAGAGGAGCAGAGAGGAGAUCUACCAGUAGACGGUGAAACAGAGGAUGAAGAGCAGCAGAGAGAUCUACCAGUAGACAGUGAAACAGAGGAUGAAGAGGAGCAGAGAGGAGAUCUACCAGUAGACAGUGAAACAGAGGAUGAAGAGGAGCAGAGAGGAGAUCUACCAGUAGACAGUGAAACAGAGGAUGAAGAGCAGCAGAGAGGAGAUCUACCAGUAGACAGUGAAACAGAGGAUGAAGAGGAGCAGAGAGGAGAUCUACCAGUAGACAGUGAAACAGAGGAUGAAGAGGAGCAGAGAGGAGAUCUACCAGUAGACGGUGAAACAGAGGAUGAAGAGCAGCAGAGAGAUCUACCAGUAGACAGUGAAACAGAGGAUGAAGAGGAGAUCUACCAGUAG
Molecule: messenger RNA, 1107 nt
Organism: Sebastes umbrosus (honeycomb rockfish)
Lineage: Eukaryota; Metazoa; Chordata; Actinopteri; Perciformes; Sebastidae
Product: involucrin-like
Exons: 1
Coding region: 1-1107 (368 amino acids)
Source: RefSeq, a predicted model, not a curated record